GAGAAGGUCACGAGUACGUAUUGGACAUUCGACGCUAGUUACAGAAGUAGGGCGAGCAACGUACCAACCCUUAGGCUAGCAGCGUGAAGCGUCGAAACCGGCUCAAUGAGCUAAAUGAGACGAAAUGUUUGGUUGUGGAGGCCUGCUUCUGCUACUAUCACUGUGAGCCGGUGAUGCUAGGAACCGUUGAGCAAGGAGGGUUUUGAGUCGUUGAUCCCAGGAUCUGAUGGAGAAACUUUCAGAAUGGAGGAGAACGGCUUCCGGAUCUAGAGGCCCGAGAUUCCGCGAACCACGCUAAGAAUGAGUGACCUACAACCGCCCUGAGUGGGCUUAUUAUCGUCGACUUCCGGUCGUCUGGAAACAUGGAUGGAUCAAGAAGUUUCCCGAAUCAAUCUGGACCGUUCGAUAGUUCAGAUUUGCACUUUCCGCGAUGCCGUCCCUACACUGAGUCCUCGCAGGUCAACGGCGAGGAUAAGCUCUUACCAAUCAACGGCCACGAUCGCUGCAGGUAUUCCGCGCAAGUGGAUCUCCGUUUCCUGCGACGCUUGUUGGCCCUGUUGCGACUCGCUGGUGCGAAAUAUGCUGUGUUACUGUUACUCCUCGCUCUCACGAACAUCCCCAUCGUCGCGAAAAUGGGUACUGUUACAGGAACGUUCUAUUUCGCCCUCGUCAAUGCAAACCCCGAUGCUUUCCUCAAGACCCUCGGGAAUUCCGCGAUCUGGCUGAUCCUGGCCGCUGUUUCCACGGCGCUAACUGAUUGGUCCGCGCAGUUUCUUUGCCUGAAAUGGCGGAAGACUCUGACGUCAGCGUGCCACGUGGCGUACAGGAGGAGCAGUUGGCUGUAUUUCGCGUCUCUCGAUAAAUGCGGCAUCCCCGCGGUUGCAGUCGGUAAACCCGUUACUGACGCGAAUGACCCCUCUGUACCCGUUAUAGACAACCCUGAUCAGCGGAUAACGGAGGACAUUCACCGCUUUGCGGAGCAGGUUUCGCUGCUGCUAAGCAGAACAGUAACCGCGCCGCUUACCGUGCUCUACUACAGCUGCUGGGUCAUGUCUUUAAUCGGUCCCAUGGGCCUCCUAAUCAUCCUCCUGUUCUUCACGGUCGGAGCAGUCAUAACGCGCCACGUCAUGGCUCCAGUGGCAGCCUUAGUUGCCGAGCAGGAAAGGCGGGAAGCGGAGUUUCGUAUGGCGCAUGUCAGAGUUAAGGAGCGGUCCGAGGACAUCCUUUUCUCGCGCGGGGAGGACGCCGAGGCGCGCCAGCUCGGCGCUGAGCUGGCAGCCGUCCUGGCCAAUCAAGAGAAGCUGGUCUGGCGGUACUUAAAGCUCGGAAUCACCACUAAGUUGUUCGACUAUGCUGGCGUGGCCGUUAAUUACCUAGCACUAGCAGCACCCAUAUUCGGGAUAGUAGGAGCAGGUAUAGCCGGGGGAGGUGUUAUUCCAGGAGGCGGGGGAGAUAGUAAGGAUAAGGGGGCUGUAGCACAGUGGAUUAGUAACGCAUCGUUCGCAAUAUUGCAACUGAUAUUUGGGGGGUCUCAGAUUAUUGAUGCUGCAAGGAUUAUAUCGGAUUCUGCUGGGUACACUGCACGAGUUGGCGAGCUGUUCGAGGGCUUGCAACUGCUGCCUUCCCCUCGGUUAGAGUCACAUCGGGUACAGACACAUGGAAGGGAUGUGCCGUUUCCUCCAUCACCGCCAUCAGCAGCAGCAGCAUCAGCGUCAGCAUUAGCAUCGCCACCAUCGAAAAGUCGAGCUAUAUGGGAGAGAUUGAGCUGGAAAAAGGGAGCUGGUUACUCAAGGAAAUGUGGCAACGCCGGCGUGAGUGAAAUAACAGGGCUGCUGGAUGUGAGAGUGGAGAGGGGGGAGGGAGGAAGCAGAACCAGCCCCGAUACGAACGAGCAGAAUGUGCAGACAGAUAAGGAGGUGACUGGUUACGGGACCUGGAAAGGAGGAGACGCAGGAGGAGCGGGUGUUAGCACGUGGACAGGUGUGGGGGAGUGGAUGCGUCAGGGAUAUGAUGCGCAAAUCGCCGGAGGAGAACAGGAGAAGAACACCGGAUGUUCUCAAAUCACGCCGAGUGUGAGGGAGUUCAUGCUCCAGGGACCAACCUGGCUGAUGGUGCCGCGGCCACAAGGCACUGAUGGGAGGGCAGCAGAAAGGGAGAUUGGGUGGUCGUGCUGCCACGUGUCUGCUCCUGCAUCUGUGGAAAGCGCUCGUACAGGGGAAGAGGCAGGGGAACGGCAGCAAGGCAUGCAUCCCCUGCUGCAGUACUCCAUUCACUCCGUUCCUCCGGAGCUUCGCUCCCUUGUGGCCGCCCUGGUGCCGCAGCACAGGGGCAGAGGGGAGAAGGGAGGGCGGAUAGGAGGAGUGGGAAAUGUUAGCAGUGGAUUGGGGGAGGGGCAGAAGAGCAAGGGAGGGAAGAGUGGGGGGGAGGCACUGUGCGUGAGGUUAGAGGAAGUGAGGCUGGAGGAGGUGAGGGUGGAGGAUGUAAAGGAUGUGAAGAUCGUGGUGACGUUUCAGUGCAGCGACGUGCCUCUCUGGCCCAUUCACAGCGACUCCUCUGCUGCUGCUCCUGCUUCUUCUCUUUCUGCCGCUGCUGCUGCCUCUGCUCCUUCUCCUGCUGCUUCUGCCGGUGCUACUCCUCCUGCAGCUCCUACAGCAGCGCCCGUAAGUUCAGCACGCGCGGACGCGAGUCCACCAGCAACAAACGCAGCACAGGCAGACGUGAGCAGGGCGAUGAAUCGCCUGCUCUUCAACUUCCGGCUCUUCCAGCAGCAGCUGUGCGAGCAGCUCUGGGCCGCUGGCCACUGGGCGGACGCUGUUGACCCCCUCACAGGUUACCUCAUGCACGCUGCUGCUGCUGACAGCACUGCUGCGUAUGGUAAUGACAGUGUUGGCAGCGGUGGUGCCAGAAAUGGUGGUGCUACCAGCGGUGGUGCUACCAGCGGUGGUGCUACCAGCGGUGGUGCUACCAGCGGUGGUGCUACCAGCGGUGGUGCUACCAGUGGUGGUGCUACCAGUGGUGGUGCUACCAGUGGUGGUGCUGGCAGCAGGUGGCCGUUCCCCACCCCAGUGAAGUACAACGAGGUUGACAUCGCACAGAUUCUCCUGGGCUACCCUGUUGCUCCCACUGCCACAACGGAUUGGACAGCAACUUCAACCAAUGAAACUGCAACAUCAUCAGCAGCGGUGUCAGGAUCAGCAUCAGGAGGAGCAGUAGCACUGGUAGCAGCACUACCACCACCACCACCACCACCGUUGUUGCCCUCGUGCCCGCUGGUCCUCCACCCAACCUUCGGCACCCACACCUACCCAGCCUCGCUCCUCACCACCGCCCCUCUCCCUCUCCUGCAAUCCGCCAUCUGCCACGUGGCAGGCACUGGUUGGCGCCUGCCAGGCUGGCAGGAGGAGCCGGGGGUGCUGGUGGUAGGGCAGGGGAUGGGAGAUGGAGGGAGCUUUGACUCUGCUCCUCUACCAGCGAAGGGAGCAGAAGGAGAAAACAGGGGGGAAGAGAGAGAUCUAGAGGGAUUUGAUUCCGUCCUGCAACCACCGUGCCACACCUGCUCCCCCUCCUCCUUCCCUCCUGCACUCUCUCUCUCCCGUCUCACCCUCACCCUCCCCCACACCAACCAUCUCCUCGUCUCCAACCUCUCCCUCCACCUGCCACGUGGCAAGGCCCUGUUGGUCACCGGGCCUAGCGGGUGCGGCAAGACCAGCCUCCUGCGAGCCAUUGCCGGACUCUGGCCAACCAGCAGCCGUCACGUCAGCAGCAGCAGCAGCAGCAGCAGCAGCAUCCCAUCUGUUGCUGCAGUCCCCCCUUCCCCUGUGAGCCUAUUCCCCCCUUCCGCCUUCCCCCAUGUCAUGUUCCUUUCGCAGAAGCCCCUCCUUGCGCCUUCCCCCUGCCUGGCCGCCCAAGUCAUGUACCCCAUGCACCCUGGGAAUUGCAGGGGUAGAGAGUGUGAUGACGCCUGCUGUGUGCACCCGGGGAAGUGUGGGGAGAGGUGUGCGCAUGAUGAGAUGAUUCUGUGUAGAGUGGAGGCUGCUCUUGCUGUGGUGGGCUUGGCACAUCUGUUACCACGUCUCCUCUCGGCCGUGUCCGGUGGUGGAGGGGUGGAGUCUGGGGAGAAACAUGUUGAGAACCGUGUGGUUUUGCAGGAACAUCACAUGCGGCAGCAGCAGCAGCAGCAGCAUUCGGGUUGUCGUGAUUGUCCAGGCUCUGGGACAGCUCUAGAGCAGUUGGGCAACAGUCAGAGUUGGAUGGCGGGGCUUUCUCCUGGGGAGCAACAGCGGCUUCAGUUUGCAAGAGUGGUGUUCCAUCGGCCAAGGCUGGUGUUCCUUGACGAGGCUACCAGUGCCGUAGAUGCAGAGAUGGAAGCACGGAUGUAUGCCUGGCUUGCCAGGUUUGGGACCGCAUUCGUUAGUGUUAGCCAUAGGAAGGAGUCUCUGCGGAGAUGGCACCAUGCAGAGCUCGUACUAUUAGGAAAUGGCUUAGGGAGGUGGAGAAUAGUGCAAUGAGUUUGCGAAGAUCAUUCAUAGUAUUCCUGUUUGUGCC
Messenger RNA from Closterium sp. NIES-67, 4545 nucleotides. Lineage: Eukaryota; Viridiplantae; Streptophyta; Zygnematophyceae; Desmidiales; Closteriaceae. The record is from the annotation of a GenBank genome assembly.